UGUGUGUGUGUGACAUUACGGUAAAUUUAUAGAUCCGUCGGAGUCUUGGUUGUUUGCAAACCCAAAGAGCACUGCAAUGUAAAUUUAUCAAGAGAAUAAUCGGACGGCAUACCGAAGAUACCGCAGCAGAAACGCAGAAGCUCCUUUCAACCACACUGCUUCCUGACCUUCUCCAGGCUCAGUAGUGCUGGAGCCUCCGGCGUAUUUCAUCCUCUUCCUCAUCGAUUGUGACUCCUCUCUCCUCUCUCCUUCUGCAGAGGAAGCGCCUGCUGUCUGUAGCUCUGCUGUCCAGUACACCAAAGCAGACUGUUGGAAUGGCUGGUAAACCUCAUCCACCUCUGAUGAAGAAACACAGUCAGACCGAUCUGGUGAGCCGACUCAAAACACGCAAGAUCCUGGGUGUCGGUGGAGAGGAUGAUGAUGGAGAAGUGCAUAGGUCAAAGAUCAGUCAGAUGCUGGGGAAUGAGAUCAAGUUUGCGGUUCGAGAGCCUGUGGGACUGAGGUUAUGGAUCCUUUUCUCCGCUGUGGUUUUCACAGUUAUGGCCCUUAUGGCUCUAGCCUUCCCUAACCAGCUGUAUGAAGUUGUAUUUGAUCAAGAACAAACAGCCACCAGUGUCUCUAUACGUCUCUAUGGAGGGGCCAUUCUCAGUCUCUCUCUGAUCAUGUGGAAUGGCUUGUACACUGCUGAGAAGGUUAUCAUCCAGUGGACGUUACUUAGCGAGGCCUGCUACUUUGCCAUCCAGUUUUUAGUGACCUCCGUCACGCUGGUGGAACUGGGCUCUUUACCAAAUGCUGCCAUCCUCCUCCUCCUCAGUCGCGUAUUCUUCCUCACUGUCACGCUGUCCUACUACUACCAUCUGGGACGCCGGCCCAAGAAGAUCUGAGAGCCCUGCAAGCACCAUUACGACACACCUGGUGCUUGGGGAGUUGAGUGACGGGCCACUGGGCUGGAGUUUCCAUCAGAAGCUUUGAACAGUGACACAACCAACAACAUCAACCUGUUCACCUGGCGUUGAGCCUUACCGCAAGGACAACGCCAACCCCAAGGCCCUUAUUUUAAUUUCAGCUUACACACAACACAGGAGUUUACCUUUAGUGAGCAACUCAAUCUCUUUUUGUUUGUUUUUUUUCUUCUUCUCACAAUAUGGUCAAAUGAAUCGCAUUUUUAUUUCUGAUCUUUCUGCAGUCACAGUGUAGCUCUCCUCAUUCACCGUUUAUCGUGUAAAGUAUUGCACACUGUAGCCGAGCUUGGACUGCUGGCGUAAUUGUCUGUAGCUAUGGUAUCAACAAAACUGUAAAUCAUUUCAUGUAAUAAUGCCAAUGAGCUCCUAGUCAUGUGACGUGCGUGAGGUGGCUAGUAAACACUAGAUUGUGUGUUUUUACAUGCAGGUCAUUCAGAAUUUGAGCAGUAAAGACAUUGUUCCUGGUUGGUGUAUUUUGUAUCACUGCUGUAUUACUAGGAACAACCUGCUCUAUGUCGAAUGAUGGGAACGGUUAUGAAAAGCAUAGUUAUACUUUAUGGAUGACAGACGCAACAGGUUCAUUUGUUCAGUUAGUUGGUGCAUGGACUGUUUCAGGAACUUCACUUAAUGGGUUUGAACUAAUUAUUCACAUUUCAGAUAACAACUUUCGAUUUUUUCUUAGUGUCUAGUUUUUCAUUAAAAUGUCACUGUAUAUGAACAAGCAAGACCUUUUUUGUUUAAUUCCACAGAACAUGGUUGUGUAGCACAAUGGCAUGUUUCAUUCAUUUUAACAAGCAAUGUAGCAGUAUUUUCCCUCACUUUUCCCUAAUAUUGCCUUAAUAUGCUAAACUGCACAAGCGUUCCACAUGUCAGCACACUGCCAGGUGUUUGUAUUCUUCAAAUGAUCUGUGUAUAUAUUUUUGUUGAUUUGCAAUUCUGAUUAUUUAUUGACCUGCCCACAAGUUUUUGCAUAAGUUCAUUUAGAUUUUCUUUUAAGGUUUGUGGUAUAACUUGCAUGUUUAUUGUCUGAGUUGUUCCGUCCAGAAAUGAUCUUGUAUGCCCUUGAUAAGUCGUCUUGUGCGAGUUCUGCUGAGACAAACUGCAAAAUCAAAAUGAGCUGUGUAUGUAGUUACACGUUUGCUGCCUUGUGGAAUAUGUUUAGCAAGAACUUAUACGGUAAAUAUCUGUUGUUAAAUGUUGCAUAUGAGGCUACAGUGCUGUUGGUUGUUUUCAUAUAAGAUAGAAAAAAGCGUGUGUUUAUGUAUAGUAUGGGGACAAAAGUAGCAGUUACCAUUUGCAGGGUUUAAUUAGGUUCGCGUUUAACUCGACCCAACUCCAAACCUCUGCUAUACAUGGCUCAAAAUAGGUAAUAGAGAAGUUCAAAGGACCAGCCUGGUAGAGGCUCAUUUUUCUUUCACAAGCCAGUUUGAUUUCGUCUUUUUGUAGUCUUUACAUUCGAACAGCUCAUAGUUCAAAUCUCAGUACAAACCUUUCCUCUCACUGUCCUGUAGAUAUGUUUUCUUUGACAGAACCAACUAGUCCUAACUAGUAAUUCUGUACAGGCACGGCUGUUACUGUGUGUUCUUUUCCUCUCAUUAAAAAGCAAGCUAUCAUCCCUCUUAACACUCAUGCAGUUAAAUAUGAUGAUGGCAAAUGCCAAACAUGAAUCAUUAGUUAUUCACGUCUCCUGAUGAGAAUUGUGUUGCCAUGCAAUUAGAAAUAAUAUCCAGUUAGCUGCUAGUGGCUUCAGCUGUCUGAACUGUCUGGUAUACAUAAUGCCUCUGAAGGGAUGUUAGUGUACUUUUUAAAUGUGUGUAAAUAUUUUAUUGAAAGAUGUUAUUGUUAUGGACCUGCAUCGUUAUCUUUUUGGAAUAAAGAAAAGUUCAUUUA
Messenger RNA from Onychostoma macrolepis, 2852 nucleotides. RefSeq names its product tumor protein p53 inducible protein 11b (gene tp53i11b). The coding region runs from base 315 to 884 and encodes 189 amino acids. NCBI's taxonomy places the organism in Eukaryota, Metazoa, Chordata, Actinopteri, Cypriniformes, Cyprinidae. The record is from RefSeq and is a predicted model, not a curated record. The transcript is spliced from 8 exons.